CUGCACUCUCAGAGUCUAGCGCGGGCGGCGCGCCUCGCGGUCGCGCGCCAGCUGGACCCGCAACCUUCGCACUUGUGCCCUCUGCACUGUGUAGCUUGCGCUGGCUCUUGAAUUGCUGAGCACUUCGAAAUCGUGUUGAAGUUUGAGGGCGCGAGAACUUGGAUUCUGAGGAAGACGGUCUUUGGAGAGGGAGAGCGUGUGAGUGGUUGGCAGGGGGCUAGGGUUGCAUGCUUCAGGUUGACAGGUCUCUUCUGGGAGUGCAAAAACUUUACAGGGGCCUUCAUGGCGGCUGGCGACCCAUCGCAGGAGCAGGCUGCCCCUAGUAGCAGUGAGGCCCCUUCUGCCCCCCCAUUGACGGAGGCGCAGCCGCCCGCUUAUAUACCUUAUACGGGAUAUCAGCAGUACACUCGGGGGGGGCGGCCCCAGUCGCAAACGCACUAUCAGCAGCAGCCACAGAUGACAUCGCGUCCUGAGUACUGGCAGGCAGAGGCGCCUCCGCAGCCCGGCUACUCUGUGACCGGACCGGGUGGUUACGAGUAUCACGAGCUGAGCGGAGAGUACGGUUACGACAGGCCCCUGCCGUGCUGCGGUUGCGGUAUUGGGUGGUUCCUGUUCAUCUUUGGUUUCUUCUUCAACCUCCUCUGGUACGUUGGCGCGAUUCUCUGGUUCUUCCCCCACAACCCCCGGGAGCGGCCAGGCCUAACGGCGAGCCUUGUUGCAGGGUGCAUCAGCGCUGCGUUCGCUCUGGGCAUUGUUGCGUAUUUCGUCAGUGACCGGGACCACAUCAUGGCGCUUUGGGCCGACUACCGGUUGGGGCAACCUGUCCUUGACUCUUGACACGUGUUCCCUUGAGGACCAUAGCACCAGGCGAUUCUUCCCGCAGUAAGGGUCGGUGGCGCGGGUGCUGGUUCCGCAGAGGGGUUCGGUUAUUGAAAGAUGCCUAUAUCCUGUGGCAGAAGCUUAGACCUAUAGCCUAAAAUGAGCCGAAAAAUAUUUCACAAUUUCUGAUCUGUUGCUUUAAGUAUAGGUUCGUUUGUUGGUUCUCAUUAUGUCUGAUGCCUGCCUGCAUCAACCUCGAGGCUGCGCUGGGAUCGGAGAUCGCGUUCAGAGCGAGGCUCCGACGGAGUGAAGUCGAUCGAGCCCCAAUUCCAGUUACUUAGCGGCUAGGAAACUUGAAGAAUUGGAAGAGCUGUACAUAUUGUACUAAAUUCGAUAGUGAGUAAGCGCUAACGUUACUUUCUUAGGUAUCUAGCUUAAGGAACGAUACACGGGUUUCUAACAACAUCAUUGGUUUGAAGCAUUGGUAUGUGCCAGGAGCUAUGCUUGCCUUAUGUUAGUAAGGCAGGUUACUAGCUACCUAGCUGCUGGCAGGUCGGAUGACUUGGGAGCACGUGACCAUCCGAAAGUUCUUACAUCAAAGUCCGCCG
Molecule: messenger RNA, 1427 nt
Organism: Klebsormidium nitens
Lineage: Eukaryota; Viridiplantae; Streptophyta; Klebsormidiophyceae; Klebsormidiales; Klebsormidiaceae
Source: the annotation of a GenBank genome assembly